Linum trigynum is the source of this 1654-nucleotide messenger RNA. NCBI's taxonomy places the organism in Eukaryota, Viridiplantae, Streptophyta, Magnoliopsida, Malpighiales, Linaceae. The record is from the annotation of a GenBank genome assembly.
AUAUAUAGUUCAUGAGGUCGGAGAAGAUAGGCGCGCAGACAGCAAAACACCAUUUCAUUUUCCAUCCACCCAAUUUUAGCACAGUAGUCACAACACACAAAGCUCGAUCUUGUUCAUCCAAGAAGCAUGGGGUCCAACGAGGCGGCGCAGCCCAAGAAGCCCCAUGCAGUUUGCAUCCCAUACCCAGCUCAGAGCCACAUCAAGGCCACGCUCAAGCUCGCCAAGCUCCUCCACCACCGCGGCUUCCACAUCACCUACGUCAACACCGACUUCAACCACGCCCGUUUCCUCCAAACCAGAGGCCCCCACGCCCUCGACGGCCUCCCCGACUUCCGAUUCACCACCAUCCCCGACGGCCUCCCUCCCUCCACCCCCGGCGCCACCCAGGACAUUCCGGCGCUCUGCCACUCCAUCCGCACCUUCAUGUCCGCUCCCUUCACCGACCUCCUCGCCAGCCUCUCCGCCGACGCCGGAAACCCUCCUGUCAGCUGCGUCAUUGCCGACCUCAUGCCCUUCGCCAUCGAUGUCGCUCGAGACCUGGGCAUCCCGUCCUUGAGCUUCUGGAGCUUCGCUGCCUGUGCGUUCAUGGGGUUUCACCAAUUCCGACCUCUACUCGAAAAGGGCAUCACCCCUUUCAAAGACGACAGCUACUUGACGAACGGGUACCUGGAGACGGCAAUCGAAGUGCCGGGGAUGAAGAACAUCCGGCUCAGGGACCUGCCGAGCUUCUUCCAGACGACGGAUCCCGAAGAGCCGGUUUUCCACUGCCUGAUGGAAUGGGCCGAAGCAGCCGGCAGAGCUUCCGCCAUUCUGCUUCACACAUACGACGCCCUCGAACCGAACGUCCUGGCCGCGCUCAACUCAACCUACCCGAACCGGGUCUACGCGGUCGGACCGAUCCAGCUCCUCCUCGACCAGAUCUCGACCCACCCGACCCUCGACGCGCUCAGCUACAGCCUGUGGAAGGAAGAGCCAGAGUGCCUCCGCUGGCUCGACACCCAGCCGCCCAAUUCCGUCAUCUACGUCAAUUUCGGGAGCAUCACCACCAUGUCCCAACACCACCUGAUCGAAUUCGCCAUGGGUUUCGUGAACAGCGAGGUGCCCUUCCUCUGGGUCAUCCGGCCCGACCUUGUCACCGGGGAGUCGUCGGCGCUUCCGAAGGAGUUCCAGGAGAAGGCGGAGAGGGUCGGGUUUAUUUCCGGUUGGUGCCCGCAGGAGGAAGUUCUGAACCAUCCGGCGGUCGGAGGGUUUCUGACGCACUGCGGGUGGGGAUCGAUUAUUGAGAGCUUGACGGCGGGAGUUCCGGUGCUCUGCUGGACCUUCUUCGGCGACCAGCCGAUGAACUGCAGGUUUGCGUGCACGGAGUGGGGGAUCGGGAUGGAGAUCGACAAGGACGUGAAGAGGGCGGCGGUGGAGGAGCUGGUUAGGGAGCUCAUGAAUGGAGAAGAGGGGGAGAAGAUGAGGAAGAAGGCCGGGGAUUGGGGAAAGCUGGCUCGAGAAGCUACUGGGCCUGGUGGAUCGUCGAUCGUCAAUCUGGACCGUUUGGUUAAUGAGGUUCUUCUGCCCAAAUAAGGGACUGGGCUUCCCGGUUUGAUGUUUGGGCUUUUCUUGAUAUUCGAAGACUAUACCGCAAAAAUAAAGACAUAAUAAGAAA